Molecule: messenger RNA, 2732 nt
Organism: Salvelinus sp. IW2-2015
Lineage: Eukaryota; Metazoa; Chordata; Actinopteri; Salmoniformes; Salmonidae
Product: ADP-ribosylation factor-like protein 8A
Biological process (GO): protein transport; anterograde axonal transport
Cellular component (GO): lysosomal membrane
Molecular function (GO): GTP binding; GTPase activity
Source: RefSeq, a predicted model, not a curated record
ACUUUGUGGCUGUAGUAACCAGUGACGACCCUUGUCAGGCAGGAAAAGACAAACAGGGAGGAAGGAGGCGUAGUAAACAAGGCAGAUAACUACAACUUACUUAAAAUAAUAGUGCCAAUACUUGCGCACAAAACAGAUUGUUUAGCGAAUAUUCAUGAUAGGCACGUUAUUCGACCGUUAGUAAUACGUUCUGUACCCUGUGUUGRCACGGCAAGCUAGAUAGCUAGCUAGACAACUUGCAGCUAACGUUACAGCUAGCUAGCAGGCUAGCAAGCUCCAGUUCCAGUAGCAGUGCCAUCACAACGCGCCCAGGAUGAUCGCAUUGAUCAACAAGCUCCUUGACUGGUUCAAAACACUGUUUUGGAAGGAGGAAAUGGAGUUAACAUUGGUGGGACUCCAGUAUUCGGGCAAGACAACCUUCGUUAACGUGAUCGCGUCGGGCCAGUUCAGCGAAGACAUGAUUCCCACAGUGGGCUUCAACAUGAGGAAGAUCACCAAGGGAAAUGUCACCAUCAAGCUGUGGGAUAUUGGCGGUCAGCCUCGAUUCAGGAGCAUGUGGGAGCGAUACUGCAGAGGAGUCAGUGCCAUUGUGUACAUGGUUGACGCAGCUGACCCAGAAAAGACAGAGGCGUCUAAGAAUGAACUACACAACUUGUUGGACAAGCCCCAGCUCCAGGGUAUUCCUGUUCUUGUCUUGGGGAAUAAGAGGGAUCUUCCUGGGGCGCUUGAUGAGAAGGAGCUGAUUGAGAGAAUGAACCUCUCGGCCAUCCAAGACAGAGAGAUCUGCUGUUACUCCAUCUCCUGCAAGGAAAAGGACAACAUCGAUAUCACGCUACAGUGGCUGAUCCAGCACUCUAGAACCAAGCGGAGCACUUCAUGAGAACCUCAUCUCAAGACCUAGGCCUUCACCUGUUCCAAUUCCCCUGACCUCUGUCCUCCCCAGCUUGUCCAUACUCCCCUUUUUUUUGGAUGGCCCUCUCUUGCCAAGACCCCCCCCCCCCCCCCCCCCCCCCCCCCCACCCCCCCCCCCCCCCCCAGCCUGAUUCCACUCACCUGAAGGGAGCCUGGAAACCUUUAUUUGCAGUGUUCAUUUUCUUUUUGUAAUAUAACACUUCUUGUGACCUAUGACCUCUGAUGGAUAAAGUGGUACUUAGCUGCCCUGAUGUUCAUAAUAUGUCAUACUUCAUCAUCUCUUUUGAUGUUGAGGGUUAUAUUCAACUGAUCCAGAGACAGGGCAAAGUACAGUACAUAACCUCUGUUCCCAAUAGGUAGAGAAGACUGGAGUCUGAACACUGCAUCACUUAGCAGCUUCAAAGUCAACUUUACCACACUGAUAUCACAUUUCAAACUGUAUUUAUGUCUUAGACCACUGGUUCCCAACCUUUUUCGGUUACUGUACCAUCYACUGAAUUUUGCUCUGCCCAGAGUACCCCAGAAGUACCCCAUGUAUAUUUUACCAGAAAGCCUAUGUUCUCAUGGAUCUUCUCAAGUACCCCCUGUGGGUAGGCCAAGUACCCCCUGUGGGUAGGCCAAGUACCCCCUGUGGGUAGGCCAAGUACCCCCUGUGGGUAGUGUCCCUGGUUGGGAACCACUGUCUUUGACCAUAGUCCUAUUACUUCCCAACGACAGUGCCCAACUUAAGUGGUACUGUGUGUAAUGGUACUGUAUGUACCUUUUGAAGGGGGAGUGUUACAACAUUUGAUUGAAAUACUUGGAGUUUGCACAAGUCUCUCCAUUUCUCUCUUCUCUAAAGGCUAAUGGGAGGUGUUGUUAAAGAUGUCCUUGAUGUAAUCUCUAUUGUGAUUCUAUAUACAUUUGCAUUAUGUCAUCUUCUCUGUCUGUUGCUCGUCCUGACACACUUUUGGUAGUUUAGAAACAGCAGGAAGAUUUUCUUUAAACUAAGCAACAUGGACAAUUUUAAUUUCCAUUAGCCAUGUCAAUGGGCAAUCAAUAUCUGCAACACAUGGUUUACAAACAAAAUAUAAAUGUUUAGAUUUAUGCAUCUUUUCACAUUUCCUGUCAUUGAUUUAUAUCAUUAUGCAAUAGUUCCUUUCCACCCAGUAAUGUACAGAUACUAUUUGGCCAGUUUUCAUGUCAUUACAUGAUCAUGAAUAACCCAUUUAGAAAUUGAAAAUCUGUGAUAAAGAAGUCCCCCAGAUAAAUUGAGAUUAUACAGGUGUCAGACAAUAUAAUCUUGGUGUUGAAAAUGUCAUAUUAACUAAUGAUGAAGGCUUCUAAUUUUAUAUAAACUUCCAUGUCUAUGAUAUUAUAUUACCUCCCACAUGGCCAACGUAACCAUUGACAACCGCCACAUCUUUGCUUUUUUGUUUGCAUGCAGGGGCAUAAGUAUUUGUGGGACCUUUGAGAAUUAACCAUAAAUUGUUAUUUUUUUAUGGCAAAUAUAGUAAAUACUAUAUCUGUUUUAACCUGUUUGUACAUUAUUGUUUCAAUUAAGUUGAUGAUUGUGUUUUUAAUAGGAUGUGCUUAUGUAUGAUAACGAAAAACAUUGAAAACCACUUUGUACAUGGUCUGCAGAAUUCAUAUGAUUGUUGCCACACAGUACUCACAGUGGCUUUAGAUUGUUGAUGAUGGUUGGUGCUUUUCAUGUGGUGUCAUGUGUAUGUUUGUCUGGCUGUUUUUAUGUAUAUGAAAGAAUCAAUGUGGGAGAAAACGUAGUGUUUUGGUUGUUCUCUAAUUAAAGGAUCCAUGCCACGGCACUCGUCACAACCUGA